AACUUCGAAUUAUCGAACGAUUUUCUCACAAAAACUGAUGCAAACCCGAAAAAUGUCCUAGCAGUAGUGAUAUUACUAUUAAGAGAACCGCCUCAGCAGCAAUUGGAUGAAAAAAUCACGCUGAUCGACUUCGCUACUUCCUUCCACUUCCCCUAUCAGAAUCGCACACUCUGCGAUUCCUGAGAGAGAUAACAUAACACCUUCAACAAUGGAUUCCGUUCCUUAUCUCGACGGCAACAUACACAAGAUUCUCGAUUCCCGAUACCUUCACCCUCGCCUUGAUGUUAAUCAGAGUUUGCAGACUCACUCCUCCUUGAUUCGGAGGCUUUCUCAAGAGAAAGAGUUGGAGGGACAUCUUGGUUGUGUUAAUGCUGUGGCUUGGAAUUCAAAAGGAUCGUUAUUGAUAUCCGGAUCAGAUGAUACACGGAUUAAUAUUUGGAGCUAUUAUAGUCAGAAACUAGUGCAUUCAAUUGAAACUGGACAUACUGCGAAUAUAUUCUGUACUAAGUUCAUACCAGAGACUUCUGAUGAGCUUGUAGUCUCUGGAGCUGGAGAUGCUGAAGUUCGGUUAUUCAAUAGGUCUCGCUUGAGUGGGAAUGGACUUGAUGAUAUUGCCGUUGUUCCAUCAGCACUUUACCAAUGCCACACUCGUAGAGUCAAGAAAUUGGCUGUUGAAAAUGGAAACCCCAAUGUGGUAUGGAGUUCCAGUGAAGAUGGAACCUUAAGACAACAUGAUUUUCGGGAAGGUACCUCUUGUCCUCCUGCAGGAGCUUCACAUCAAGAAUGUCACAAUGUUCUGCUUGAUUUGCGGAAUGGAGCUAAAAGAUCCCUUGGUGAUCCUCCUAAACAAGUUCUUUCUUUAAAAUCUUUUGAUAUUAGUUCAACUAGACCUCAUUUGCUCCUUGUUGGCGGGAGUGAUGCUUUUGCACGUCUGUAUGAUAGAAGGAUGUUACCACCUCUAAGCUCCUCUGGGAAAAGAAUGUCCCCACCUCCAUGUGUUAAUUAUUUCUGUCCAAUGCAUCUUUCUGACCGUGGACAUCCAAAUUUGCACUUAACUCACGUUACUUUUAGUCCUGAUGGAUCCGAGGUUCUCCUUAGCUAUAGUGGAGAGCAUGUUUACUUGAUGAAUGUAAAUCACGCUGGAGUGAAUGAGGUGCAAUAUACUUCAGGUGAUGUAUCAAAGCUGGUGACUUACUCUCCAACAGUUAAUGGGGUAGAAUUGCAGCCUUUUGUGCCUAAUGUCUUCCCAAAUGGUUUUCAUGCUAAAAAGAACAUCGCUGCUAAGCUUGACAAGUGUAGGAAACUAAUAAAAUAUGCUAAGAAGUCAUUAGAGGAGGGGGUCUUCUAUUAUGGAAUUGAGGCUUGUAAUGAAGUUAUGAAUGGCUACAAUCAUAUUAUUGGGCCUGCACUAAAACAUGAAUGCUUGUGUACUCGUGCUGCACUAUUGCUCAAGAGGAAGUGGAAAAACGAUGCUCAUAUGGCUAUAAGAGACUGCCAUGCUGCUAGGAAAAUUGACAAAUCCUCAUAUAAACCACUGUACUACAUGUCAGAAGCUUUGUCUCAGUUGGGUAAACACAAAGAAGCUUUGGAUUUUGCUGUUGCGUCCCACUCACUGGCCCCAUCCAAAUCUGAAGUUGCUGAAAGAGUGGAGAAGGUGAAGAAGGAUAUUGUUUUAGCUGAAACUGAGAAAAAUAGUAAGAAAAAUGAUGGAGCAUCAAGGACUGACAGAAGGGGUGGAAGAAUGUUAUCAUUAAGUGACAUACUCUACCAAUCAGAGGCUAAUAGUGAUGCUUCGCAAGAUGGUCCGGGAUCUGACAGGGAUGAUUCUGAUUAUGAUGAGGAUUUGGAGUUGGACUUUGAAACAUCAAUAUCUGAUGAUGAGGGACAUGAUUCUGAUUCAAAUAUUCUUCAUGGGAGUUUGAAUCUUAGAAUUCAUCAAAGAGGUGACUCAGAAGAACAUGUUGGUGCAAGUGGCUCGUGUGAAUCACCCUCCUCCUCCUCCUCAUCACAGAAUGGUAGAGCGUCAUAUCAGCCUGAAGCAGCAAUUGAUAUGAAGCAGAGGUUUAUUGGACACUGCAAUGUGGGGACUGAUAUAAAACAGGCCAAUUUUCUUGGUCAAAGAGGUGAAUAUGUUGCCAGCGGAAGUGAUGAUGGCAGAUGGUUUAUUUGGGAAAAGCGAACUGGUAGACUCAUGAAAAUGCUGAAUGGCGACGAAUCUGUUGUAAAUUGCAUACAAUGUCAUCCGUUUGAUUUUGCUGUGGCGACCAGUGGGAUUGACAGCACAAUAAAGAUAUGGACUCCAAGUGCUCCUGUUCCUUCUUCUGUAGCUGGUGGUUCUGCAGGACCAGAGACUGGUGAUGUGUUGACUGCUAUGGAGAACAAUCAACAAAAGUUAUCCCGUAAUAGGGAUUCAAUCCUGCCCUUUGAGCUCUUAGAACCAUUUAGAAUGCAUGAAUUUCCUGAAGGAUCACUACGCAUGCGACCUUUUGAAUGUGCUCAAAGCUAAAGAGAUUCACUAAUUUUCACAUGUUGGUGCUAUGUUUGGCUGUACUUGUAAAUCUGGAUCGAGAUGAUCCACGGGAGACAUUUUUAAAGAGAAUAAAUUGGAACAUGGGUAUUAUGUGGAAUUUCUUCUUCUAGUAAACAAGUGCUUUCCUGAACUUGUUGAUUUUUUAAAUUUAAAUGUACAGAUUUACUGAUUGCCAUGUUUGGUGAUAUUAUGUGUAUAGUUUCCUUGUGGCCCCUGAAUUAAAAUAGUUAAUUUUAGUAGAUUUGAUCUUUGUAUAUAUAGCUUUUUUGUAGUUUAAACGUGAAUAUUAUAAUACCUUCCUAUUCUUGAGCUUAA
Messenger RNA from Lathyrus oleraceus (garden pea), 2845 nucleotides. RefSeq names its product protein ALTERED SEED GERMINATION 2. Gene Ontology annotation, cellular component: Cul4-RING E3 ubiquitin ligase complex; cytoplasm. Gene Ontology annotation, biological process: negative regulation of fatty acid biosynthetic process. The coding region runs from base 209 to 2506 and encodes 765 amino acids. The record is from RefSeq and is a predicted model, not a curated record. The transcript is spliced from 20 exons. Gene Ontology annotation, molecular function: protein binding. Lineage: Eukaryota; Viridiplantae; Streptophyta; Magnoliopsida; Fabales; Fabaceae.